This is a messenger RNA of Sphaeroforma arctica JP610, 354 nucleotides long. RefSeq lists its product as hypothetical. The transcript is spliced from 3 exons. The record is from RefSeq and is a predicted model, not a curated record. The coding region runs from base 1 to 354 and encodes 117 amino acids. Gene Ontology annotation, molecular function: oxidoreductase activity; metal ion binding. Lineage: Eukaryota; Ichthyosporea; Ichthyophonida.
AUGUUGCCUGGGUCGCCCCACGGCGCUGUGUGUGCGGUGUUAUUGCCCAUUGUCAUUGAAGUCAAUGUACGAGAACUGGCUAAAGACGCACAAGGAAACGCACUGAUGCUGCAGAAAUAUAAACAGGCCGCAAUUGUCUGUACGAGUAAUCCGGGCGCAAGUGUCGAGGACAUGGUCGUGUGGCUGAUUGACUUGUGCAGUAAAUUGGGAGUCGCAAAACUCUCUGCAUACGGUAUGAAGGAGUCUGAUAUACCCGUUGUCGUUGACAAAGCUGCUGCCUCGUCAAGCAUGAAGGGAAACAGUUUGAUACUGAAUAAAGAGUGCCUAUCUGAGAUACUGACAAGGGCAUUAUAA